Messenger RNA from Chiroxiphia lanceolata (lance-tailed manakin), 1685 nucleotides. RefSeq names its product potassium inwardly rectifying channel subfamily J member 9 (gene KCNJ9). Bases 21 to 1277 code for a protein of 418 amino acids. Gene Ontology annotation, biological process: regulation of monoatomic ion transmembrane transport; potassium ion import across plasma membrane. Gene Ontology annotation, cellular component: plasma membrane. Gene Ontology annotation, molecular function: inward rectifier potassium channel activity. NCBI's taxonomy places the organism in Eukaryota, Metazoa, Chordata, Aves, Passeriformes, Pipridae. The transcript is spliced from 4 exons. The record is from RefSeq and is a predicted model, not a curated record.
AGGCAGCGCCGCUGACCCCGAUGGCUCAGGACAACGCCGCCUUCUGCGGGGUCCCCGAGGGGGUCCCGGGCGGGGGCGGGGGGGGCGUCCCGGGCGAGCCCAAACCCCCCCCUCCCGCCCCUCCCGCGCCCCCCAAACGCCGCCCGUGGGGGGCCGGGGGGGCCCGGGGGGCUCGGAAGCGCCAGCGCUACGUGGAGAAGGACGGGAGGUGCAACGUCCAGCACGGGAACGUGCGCGAGACCUACCGGUACCUCACCGACAUCUUCACCACCCUCGUGGACCUCAAGUGGCGCUUCAGCCUCCUCAUCUUCAUCCUGGCCUACGCCCUCACCUGGCUCUUCUUCGGCCUCAUCUGGUGGGUCAUCGCCUACAGCCGGGGGGACCUGGAGCACCUGGGGGACCACGCGUGGACCCCCUGCGUCAACAACCUCAACGGCUUCGUGUCGGCCUUCCUGUUCUCCAUCGAGACCGAGACCACCAUCGGCUACGGGCACCGCGUCAUCACCGACACCUGCCCCGAGGGCAUCGUCCUGCUGCUGCUGCAGGCCAUCCUGGGCUCCAUGGUGAACGCCUUCAUGGUGGGCUGCAUGUUCGUGAAGAUCUCGCAGCCCAACAAGCGCGCCGAGACCCUCGUGUUCUCCUCGCACGCCGUGGUCUCGCUGCGCGACGACCGCCUGUGCCUCAUGUUCCGCGUGGGCGACCUGAGGGAUUCCCACAUCGUGGAGGCCUCGAUCCGGGCCAAGCUCAUCCAGUCCAAGCAGACCCAGGAGGGCGAGUUCAUCCCCCUGGACCAGACCGACCUGAGCGUGGGCUUCGAGACGGGCGACGACCGGCUCUUCCUCGUGUCCCCCCUCAUCAUCAGCCACGAGAUCGACGAGCGCAGCCCCUUCUGGGACGUGUCGCGGGGGCAGCUGGAGAGGGACGACUUCGAGAUCGUCGUCAUCCUCGAGGGGAUGGUGGAGGCCACAGGGAUGACGUGCCAGGCGCGCAGCUCGUACCUGGCGGACGAGGUGCUGUGGGGUCACCGCUUCACGCCGCUGCUGAGCCUCGAGGAGGGUUUUUACGAGGUGGACUACGGGGGCUUCCACCACACCGUGCCCGUGCCCACCCCGGCCUGCAGCGCCCGCCAGCUCGCCGCCGCCGCCGCCCGCCGCGAUGCCCACCUUUACUGGUCCAUCCCCAGCCGCCUGGACGAGGCGGCGGCCGCGGGGGGCGAGGGGGACCCCGAAAUCGCCCCCGAGAGCAACGGCACCUUGGCCGGCCCCGAGGAGCGGUGACGGGCUCCCGAGCACCCCCGUGUACAAUAAAUGUCCCAUUUCCCCCCCCAUUGUGAUGGUGGGGGUGGUUCUGGGGUGCGGGGGGUGAAUUUGGGGUGUCCCUGGGCCUGGGGGGUGAACGGGGACCCCAAAAUCCCCCGCGAGAGCAUCAGGACCUUGGUCGGUCCCAGUGACAGACACUGCACUGCCCCCUCCCCCCCGGACGGCUCUGUUUAACAAAUACACCCCCAGUUCUGGUGGUGGGGGUGGUUUUGGGGUGCAAGGGCUGGAUUUGGGGUGUCCCUGAGCCUGGGGGGUGAAGGGCACCCCAAAAUCCCCCCUUGAGAGCAAUGGCACCCUGGCCGGCCCCGAGGAGCGGUGACGGGCUCCCGAGCACCCCCGUGUAUAAUAAAUGUCCCGUCCCCCCCC